GCCACGUCUCAGUGGUGGGUCAGAGACACGCGAGAGAGAGAAGGAAGAGAGAGAGAGAGAGGGGGGUGUCAACAGGGAUCUACUGCUGCACCCUUACCACAUAUAAAACCUAUUUUAAAACAAGCCCCUCCAUUCAAGAUUUUCCUCCUCCGCCCCCACCCUCUCUGUUUCCUGCUUUUCUCUCUCUCUCUUCAUUCCAUCCUCUUCCCUCUGUAUCUGUUAUUGCUUUUUCCAAAGAAACCCAAAUAUGCGCGGCGAGGAUUGGGUGAAGGACGCCCUCGAGGACGACUCCAUGGUGGCGGAGCUGUUGAUGCGUCUCAAGGUAGGUUUACCGCCGCUGGCUUCGGCGCCGCCACCACGGCGAACCUCUCCGGCUCUGCGUCUCCACUGGAGCGUCCGGCAGCCGAGGUCGAAGCCGGCGGGGCUGAGGCUCACGGAAUCGAAGAAGGAGAACGGGAACAACGCCGACGUGAGGCGGGCCAGCCCCACUACGCCUCUCUCCUGGAGCGCAACCACCUCCGCCAGCGGCGGCGGCUCCGUUACGUCGAGCCGCCCGGACAGGCCCUCGGCGAACGCUGCGAGAUCUAAGGUUGCUGCUGUUACCGAGACAACUCCCACCAAGAGACCGAGAAGGAAAAAGACAUUAGCAGAACUUAAGGAAGAGGAGAGUUUGUUGUCAAGGGAAAGAAAGGAAUUGAAACAUGAAUUAGCAGCCUUACGUCUCACUGUGGAAAGAGAGAGAGCUACAAAUGAAUGUUUGAAGAGGAUGAAGAUUGAUCUGUUGCCAUUGACAACAAAAACAGCGCCAAUUCAGACGACAUCCGAGGAAGCAAAAGCACCAGAUGAGAGUAGAAAAGCACCUUGUGAACCUACUCCUUCAAGCUUAGCGACCAGCAUCACAGCCAAAGAUCUUGAUUCUUCAUGUCCCUCGCUCCCGAAUAGUUCUUCUGAAGUAAACAAGGGUAUGGGAAGUAAUCAGCAUACCAUGUUUCAGCUCCCCGAUCUAAAUCUGCCAUUGGAGGGGGAUUCAGGCUGUGAGAUCUUGCACGGAAUGAGCUGAGAAGCAUCAACCGAUCAUUAUAUAUCAAAGAGUACCCAGAAGUUCAUUUGUUAUACAGUGAAGGCAGUGAGGGUAGUGUAGAGAUCUAUCUAACAUAACCAGCUAGACACGAUGACGUUUCUUCCAUUGCGGAUUUGAGAUUUCUACAUUUUCCCUGAAUUCUUUUGAGGCCAGCCCUCAUUCCUUCGAGUGUUCCUUUUUGGAAAAUGUUCACAGAUAAGGUGUAAUUACCUCAUAGAUAUAGACAAUCUGAUGUUCAAUAACAACAUCAAGUUGAACUA
Molecule: messenger RNA, 1341 nt
Organism: Malania oleifera
Lineage: Eukaryota; Viridiplantae; Streptophyta; Magnoliopsida; Santalales; Ximeniaceae
Exons: 5
Coding region: 248-1060 (270 amino acids)
Source: RefSeq, a predicted model, not a curated record